UUCUGGCCAGCUCUAGGAUUUGCAAGUCUAGUGUCAAGUCAGGCUUUCUGACCGUCGAUCUGUCUGUCUGUCUGUCCGCUGAACCCUCUAGCAGAAGUUGAGACUUACCCCAAGAGUCCUACAGUCUAGCCAUGCCUGUACAAGGCUUCAGUAGUCUCUUGCUGCUGGCAUCUCUGCUUCUCACUGGACUGUCAGCUGUUCCUCCAAGUUUGUCGCUAUCCCUGAGGAGCCGGUCAGGUGGUACCUGCAGACUGUCCAAGGCUGAGUCAGAGCGUCGGUGCCGGGCCCCUGGAAGGCCCUCAGGGAGCCAACUGUGCAAUGGCAGAGGCUGGUGUGACUGUGGAGUCUGCAUCUGUCAGGUGACCGAGCCUGGCAUGUACUUUGGGUCUCUUUGCGAGUGCCAUGAAUGGGUGUGUGAGACCUAUGAUGGGAAGACCUGUUCAGGUCAUGGCAAGUGUGACUGUGGAAAGUGCAAGUGUGAUGAAGGGUGGUAUGGUGAGGCUUGUCAAUACCCAGUUAAUUGUGACCUUACAAGGAAGAAAAGCAAUCAGAUGUGUAAGAAUUCACAAGAUGUCAUCUGCUCAAAUGCCGGUACUUGCCAAUGUGGCAGGUGUGAGUGUGACAACUCAGAUGGCAACGGACUGGUAUAUGGGAAAUACUGUGAGUGUGAUGACAGAGAAUGCAUAGAUGAGGAAACAGAAGAAAGGUGUGGAGGCCAUGGAAAGUGUUACUGUGGAAACUGUUUCUGUGAAGCUGGUUGGCAUGGAGAUAAAUGUGAAUUCCAGUGUGACAUCACCCCCGGGGAGAGUAAGAGAAGAUGCACAUCUCCAGAUGGCAAAAUCUGCAGUAACAGAGGCACCUGUGUGUGCGGUGAGUGCACGUGUCAUGAUGUAGAUCCGACCGGAGACUGGGGAGACAUCCACGGAGACACCUGUGAGUGUGACGAAAGGAACUGCAAGGCUGUCUACGACAGAUAUUCUGAUGACUUCUGUUCAGGUCAUGGACAGUGUAACUGCGGAAAGUGCAAUUGCAAAGCUGGAUGGGUGGGGAAGAAGUGUGAGCACCCCGUUUCCUGCCCAAUGACUGCAGAGGACAGUGCCAAAAGUUGCCGAGGAACCUCCAAUUUGCUUUGCUCUGGACGAGGGAAAUGUGAAUGUGGUCAAUGCACGUGUUUCCCACCAGGAGAUAGCAGAGUAUACGGGAAAACAUGUGAAUGUGAUAAUCGGCGGUGUGAGGAUCUGGAUGGUACAGUCUGUGGAGGGCAUGGCACUUGUUCCUGCGGUCGAUGUGUUUGCGAGAGAGGGUGGUUUGGAAAACUCUGCCAACAUUCAAGAAAGUGCAACAUGACAGAAGAAGAAAAUAAGAGUUUGUGUGAAUCAGCAGAUGGCAUCUUGUGUUCAGGAAAGGGUUCCUGUUACUGCGGAACCUGCAUCUGCUCUGCCCAGGAAUGGUACGUUUCAGGAGAAUUCUGUGAAUGCGACGAUCGAGACUGCGACAGACACGAUGGUCUCAUCUGCACAGGGAAUGGUAUAUGUAACUGCGGAAACUGUGAGUGCUGGGAUGGAUGGAAUGGAAAUGCCUGUGAAAUCUGGCUUGGGGCAGAAAACCCUUAACAAUGCAUGGAAACCAUUAUGGACUGAGUUGUUCUUUUAUUGUUACAUCUUGACUCAAGGGCCACCUUUUUCUGGGCCAAAACCCUCAAAAUGACAAAGAAGAAAAGAAGAAAAUUGGGUAAAGCACCGCCAUCUGAGAAAGGGAUGAGAUGGUCAGCAGGGGUCAGAAAUGGACACAACAAAAUAAUCAAAAACAGCUGGGCUUUCCUCCUCGGAGGAAGAAUCAAGACAUCCACCUCACAGCCCUUCCCUUUAGGGCCUUCGUUCUCUUUUCAUGUUGAUUGACUGGAAGUACGGUAUGGGCCCCUGAGCCUGAAAUCUUAUUGAAAAUUCUUCACCCCCUCCGAACCCUCCAAAGCCUCAGUUAUGUAAUUCAGGCACAAAUUGACAUUUCCUGCUCCGUUUCUCUGCAAAUAGUUAAGACUUAGGUUCCGAACAAUUCAUCCCAUCGGAUCCAGCCUCUCUCCCCCAAUAAGCAUGUGCUACACAAAGAAACUGACCAUAACCUUAGCUGGAUGGGAUUCCAGUUUGAAACUGGAAAGACAAAGAACAGGUAAAACUAAAUGGUAUGUAGCGGUUUGGGGCUGUUAACUUGACUAUGUGGGCACCUCUGUAGCCACACUGAUAUUUUGCUAUAUUUUUGAAAAAAAAAAAAUGACAAGCUGCCUGCCAGAAAAUUUCUGAGAACUAAAUAGUAAAAUAGAAUAACCAUCAGGUACCCUUAAUUUCAACUGCUAUCAGCUUCUCACCUAAGAAGAAGUGCUUAGCUCUGCUUCUACUCAUGGUGUGAAUGUCUAAGGAAAAUUUAACGUGUGUGUGCCAAUGAUCUGGGAUUCAGUAUCUUUUUAAAAAUAAUGGUUCCCUUUAACUUCAGGAUGUUCUCUGGUACAAUUGCUAGUGGUUCUAAAGGCUGAAAUGUGACUUCUAAAGACAUUAGAUGCUUGUUUGACCCACAUGCGUGCUUUCCAAAAUGCAUUCAGAGCAAUGAACAAGAAGAGGAGCUAGGAGCGCCUCUGAGGAUUUGUUUUAUGAGGUCACUUAGGAAGGAACUGAUUUUUCAAAGGAGGAAUACCAAAGAAACAGAAAAUUCAGCAUCCAAAAUUUUUUCAUUAGGACAAAGGCAUUUUUUUUGUUAAUGCCAAAGUGGAAUACUGUAACACCUCUCUGCAAUUUUGCCAAAUAAAACUUUAGUCCCCAAACUCUCAUUUUAAAGUAAAGAGAGUGUAACAUCUCUGCAAUUUUGCCAAAUAAAGUUUUAGCCCCCAAACUCUCAUUUUAAAGUAAAGAGAGUGACUCUACUGCAUUACGGAAUAUCUACAUUAUAAAUUUGCGUGUGUGUUAUUUAACCAGAAGCGAUACUGGAGUCUCUCUGUGUGGGCUUUGGCAAGACAAUCUAAUUCUGUACUAAGUGACAAGAAAAAAAAUCCCGAAAAUAAACACACAAGAGUCUGGCAUAAUAUAGAGACUCGAUACAUGUGGCCUAGGUACAGGGGAAUAUAAACCACACCAUCUGUAAAUAUAAAUUGAUUCCACCAAUUUUACUAUACAGUACUUCAGUAGUAAUAGACAGUUGAAAAUAAUUUUCACUUACUUAACAGCAAACUUAUAAUUUUUGAGGGAACAGCAUGGUGAAGUCUUAUCCUGGAAAACAGCAAUAGAGGUAUUAGCAAGGAGCUAAAAUUUUCUUUGGCACGGUAUAAGGGGUGGGGUGGAGAAUUGAGUUUGCCAACCUAUUUACAUGACGUUCUCAAGAUCAGUGGAUGGUGCGCUGAUAUUUUGCACAUUCUAGUUGUUACAUAAAGUUGUUUUGAUGUUUUUCAAUAAGCCUUCAUAUAAAUAUUUUAUUCAAUACAUUGCAUCUGUGUAAUACAACAAAUAAUAAUAAACACAUAAACUGUACAA
This is a messenger RNA of Tachyglossus aculeatus (Australian echidna), 3515 nucleotides long. RefSeq names its product integrin subunit beta like 1 (gene ITGBL1). The record is from RefSeq and is a predicted model, not a curated record. Gene Ontology annotation, cellular component: integrin complex; focal adhesion; cell surface. Gene Ontology annotation, molecular function: integrin binding. Gene Ontology annotation, biological process: cell-matrix adhesion; integrin-mediated signaling pathway; cell migration. NCBI's taxonomy places the organism in Eukaryota, Metazoa, Chordata, Mammalia, Monotremata, Tachyglossidae. Bases 132 to 1613 code for a protein of 493 amino acids. The transcript is spliced from 12 exons.